GCUCCAUCCUCUGGCCCGACAUCCACUCCGCUGCUCGUCGGGGGACCGUCGGACGAGGACCGCGUUUCGUCGGUUUGUGCAACGUUUCCCGGUAUCCUUUUGUCAUGUAGGUACCAGGAAAAACGGAGUGACCAUGCAGAUCCUGACUCCUCACGUUUACUGGGCUCAGCGGCACGGAGAGAUUUUCCUCCGGGUGGAACUGAGCGAUGCCACGAACCUCGACAUCAGCCUGCAAGAAAACAACACACUUCAGUUCAGAGCACAGGGCCACGGAGCUAAAGGAGAUAAUGAGUACGAGUUCAGUUUGGAGUUCCUGGAACCUGUCAGACCUGAGAUCGACCAUAAGUCCACCCAGCGUCAGGUGGACAUCAAGAUCAAGAAGCAGGAGGAGCGCUGGUGGGACCGGCUGACGCUGCAGGAGAAGAAGCCUCUGUUUCUGGGUCCUGACUUCGACCGAUGGCUGGACGAGUCCGACGCCGAGAUGGAGCUUCAGGCUAAAGAGGAGGAGAAGAUAAACAAGAUACGCGUGGAGUCGAGAGUUCGUAAAGACCCCUACCUUGGUCUGAAGAAAGGCUACUUGUUUAUGUACAACCUUGUGCAGUUCCUGGGAUUCUCCUGGAUCUUUGUCAACAUGACUGUUCGACUCUUCAUCCUUGGUCAAGAUUCAUUCUAUGAUACUUUCCACACCAUGGCUGAUAUGAUGUAUUUCUGUCAGAUGAUGGCCGUGCUGGAGGUCAUUAAUCCCUUGUUGGGUCUGGUUAAGACUGGAUUUUUUCCCGCUAUGAUACAGGUGGCAGGGAGGAACGUCAUUCUGUUCGUCAUCUUCGGCAGCCUGGAGGAGAUGCAGAACAGACCUGUUGUCUUCUUCGUCUUCUACCUGUGGAGCACCAUUGAGAUCUUCAGGUACCCUUUCUACAUGCUGGCCUGCAUCGGCACAGACUGGAAGCUGUUAACGUGGCUGAGAUACAGCCUCUGGAUCCCUCUGUACCCGCUGGGGGUUGUAGCUGAAGCGGUUGCAGUGAUCCAGUCCCUGCCCGUCUUUGACGAGACCCGUCUGUUCAGCCUGCCCCUACCUGCGGUGCUGGGAACCUCUUUGAGCUUCUCCUACACUCUGCAGCUCUACCUGGUCAUCAUGUUUCUGGGGCUCUUCAUCAAUUUCCGACACCUGUACAAGCAGAGGAGGAGGCGAUACCGCCCGAGGAAAAGGAAAGUCCAGUAACUGAUCCGCACGUUUCCUUUGCACACACCCUGAACUGCCGUCCACUUCUUAAAGAUGAAGCAGCUGUUUUCAUUUCUACUUCUUGCCUUGUCUCAUCUUCCUACACACACAAUCCCACUGACCUGAUGGUGGGGCACUGGUCACCUUUUUCCUCCACCGGGUGAACUGUUUUCCGGGACCAAAUCCCGUACAUCCCACCGCACCAGCUCGACAGCUCACUGUUGAACAGACAUCACCUGGAAAGACUGUGCCGGUUUGAUCCAGUGCUGCUGUGAGUUUGAGUUGUUAUCAAGUUUAUUCCCUUGAAAAUAUCCUUUUUAAGGGAAUAAUCUUGAUAUAUUUAUCAGGACUUCCACGCCAGACGUGUCGGUCUUUAGUCACUGUCCAAGGUGGUGCACACAUUUUCCUUAUAUUUAUUAAUUUUGCUCUUGGGGAUACAAGAGUGUUUUUCACAGUUCACAAGGGUGAAAAGGAAUAAUGAAACCAUUGUUGGUAUUUUCAAUAAACUGCUGACCAGUAUGAAUCUUUGCAUUGUUAUGAAAAUGUUGGAGUAAUUUGGUUUAUCAUGGGAAAUAUAACAGUUGCUGUUAACAUGUGGGGUAGAAAAACCACUUAGAAGCUGUUCUGUGCACGAAAUUACUGCCACAGAGUUUUUGCUUUAUUUAUAUAUUUCACAUCAUUUGGAAACACUCACUUCCUUUUUUGUUCAAAAAUAAUAUUGUGACCCUCAAAACAGUUAUUUAAAACCUUUUUUUUUAAGGUUGCUUUAUGGUCUUUUUACCUAUUUAUUACAAAUCAGAAAUCUGUUGCAGUCAACACGUAAUCACCUUCGUGUUUUUGUGACAUUGUUGUUGCACCUUCAUGCACUUAAAAGCAGAUACAGUUUUACACUCUCUCUCUGUUG
Molecule: messenger RNA, 2123 nt
Organism: Xiphias gladius (swordfish)
Lineage: Eukaryota; Metazoa; Chordata; Actinopteri; Istiophoriformes; Xiphiidae
Product: very-long-chain (3R)-3-hydroxyacyl-CoA dehydratase-like
Exons: 11
Coding region: 134-1219 (361 amino acids)
Biological process (GO): sphingolipid biosynthetic process; fatty acid elongation; very long-chain fatty acid biosynthetic process
Cellular component (GO): endoplasmic reticulum membrane
Molecular function (GO): 3-hydroxyacyl-CoA dehydratase activity
Source: RefSeq, a predicted model, not a curated record